AUGUCGAUAUUCUCUCUGGAUCCCUCCUUUGGCCAUUAUCAGUUCAUCUCUGAAAGAUCCACAAACCUGACAAAAUGCGAUUCUUCCAACCCCCCCGUGACGCCAACCCCAUUGCAUUUCAAACUCACCGGUCAGACUGUUAUCGUCACCGGACCAACAGCAGGGCUCGGCCUCGAAACAUGCCGCCAGCUCAUGGGCCUUGGAUGCCAUACCAUUAUUCUCGCCUGCCGUGAUGUCGCCAAGGGCUUUCGAACCCGGUCAACCCUCCUCUCGGAGUAUGUGACCCGGGCAGCCAUGCAUGGUAGCCCGUCCGUGAAGGUACUGAAGCUUGACCUGGGCAGUUUCGACAGUGUUUUAUUAUUUGCAUCCCAGGUGAAGAGCGAGAUCCCAGUUGUGGAUAUCUUGAUAUUAAACGCGGGGGUUGGAUUUCUGAAGGACUUCCGCUCUACCCCGGACGGCCACGAAUUGACUCUGCAGACUAAUUAUCUCUCCAAUGUGCUGCUCCUCCUGGAACUCCUCCCCUAUCUGCAGCAGUCCGCACGGGGCCGCCAGCCCGCCAGGGUCACCUGGCUCGGGAGUCGAUCUGCGUACGACUCCAACCUCGUUCGCAUGGUCGCUCCGCACUCGGACCUUUUCGGGUAUCUGGACGAUGUUGUCAAUUACAGCACCAAAGAUCGAUACGCAGAUACAAAGUUACUUUGUCAGGCAUUUCUAUAUACUUUUACGGCGCAUCUAGACCCCCGGGCGCCCUCCUCUGCGGAUGGGGUUGACGAUAAUGAUCAUGAUGCGGCAGCUGCGAGCGGGGACCUGAAUGACAGGGCAGCGGUCGCUGGGGACCCAGCCAGUGUAAACCCUAAACCCUCACAUGACAUGGUAUACAGAGGAACUCUGGAUAUAUAA
Aspergillus fumigatus Af293 is the source of this 900-nucleotide messenger RNA. Its product is annotated as putative short-chain dehydrogenase/reductase family protein. The record is from RefSeq and is a predicted model, not a curated record. The transcript has 3 exons. Gene Ontology annotation, cellular component: mitochondrial outer membrane; lipid droplet; endoplasmic reticulum membrane. Gene Ontology annotation, molecular function: 3-beta-hydroxysteroid 3-dehydrogenase (NADP+) activity. Bases 1 to 900 code for a protein of 299 amino acids. Lineage: Eukaryota; Fungi; Ascomycota; Eurotiomycetes; Eurotiales; Aspergillaceae.